Messenger RNA from Papilio polytes (common Mormon), 2064 nucleotides. RefSeq names its product phosphatidylinositol 5-phosphate 4-kinase type-2 alpha (gene PIP4K). Lineage: Eukaryota; Metazoa; Arthropoda; Insecta; Lepidoptera; Papilionidae. Gene Ontology annotation, biological process: phosphatidylinositol metabolic process. Gene Ontology annotation, molecular function: phosphatidylinositol kinase activity. The coding region runs from base 199 to 1449 and encodes 416 amino acids. The transcript has 10 exons. The record is from RefSeq and is a predicted model, not a curated record.
ACUUUUCAUAUUAGAAUUUUGCUGUCAAAAAGCCGUUCGGUCUAUUGAUGGGUCGCUCGUUUCUGUGUUAAAUUAUUAAUUUACUGCUUUCAUUGUAUAUUAUUUCUUUGUUUUACCGUCUAAACAUGGUUUAAACAAGUUUCCGUGAUAUAAAUAUUAUUGAGUGGUUUUGCAGUGACUACUAUAAACAAAUCCAAAAUGUCCGUACCCAACACAGGAUUGAGCAAGUUAAAGAAGAAACAUAUCCGUGUAAAACAUCAAAAAGUGAAAUUGUUUCGUGCUAAUGAACCGUUACUAUCUGUUUUUAUGUGGGGUGUUAAUCAUACGAUUAAUGAACUGAGCCAUGUUUCGAUACCAGUUAUGCUUCUGCCGGAUGAUUUUAGAGCCUAUUCAAAGCUCAAAGUUGACAAUCAUUUAUUUAAUAAGGAAAACAUGCCAUCGCAUUUUAAAGUAAAGGAAUACUGCCCAUUAGUGUUCAGGAACCUUCGAGAGAGAUUUGGGAUUGAUGACCUGGACUAUAAGGAGUCUCUAACAAGAUCUCAGCCCAUCCCGGACGAUUCUUCUGGCAAAUCUGGCGCAAAGUUUUAUCAGAGCUACGAUCGUCUCUUCAUCCUGAAGACCCUCACUUCGGAGGAGGUGGAACGGAUGCACUCUUUCCUUAAACAUUAUCACCCGUACAUAGUGGAGCGACAUGGUAAGACGCUGUUGCCGCAAUACCUUGGCAUGUACCGGUUGACGGUAGAUGGUAUCGAACACUACCUCGUAGCCACCAGGAAUGUGUUCUCCAAUCACCUCAAUAUACACAGAAAGUACGAUCUAAAAGGGUCGACAGUAGACCGUGAAGCGUCGGAGAAGGAGCUGGAGAAGGAACUGCCCACGUUAAAGGAUAACGACUUCAUCAAGCAAGGAGUCAGGAUCGACAUUGGUGAUGCUGCCAAGGAUAAGCUGCUGGAGACCCUCACUGCUGAUGUUGAGUUUCUAACGAAACUACACUUGAUGGACUAUUCGCUGCUGCUCGGAGUGCACGAGUGCGGCCGCGGCGAGGCGGAGGCGGAGGCGGCGCGGCAGCGGGACGCGGAGGCCGACAGCGAGCCCGACACCGACAGCGACAGCGACACCGACAACCGACACCACGGCGACAGCAGGUGGGGCUACAACACGCCGCCGGACAGCCCGCGCGGCUUCGCGCGCCACGCGCUGCGCUACGAGGGCAUCAUACCGGAGCUGGAUAUAUACGCCAUACCCAGCCAGGAUGCUGCACCUAAAAAAGAAAUAUACUUCGUUGCCCUAAUCGAUGUGCUCACACAUUAUGGAGUUAAAAAACAGGCGGCGAAGGCAGCUAAAACAGUGAAAUACGGCAGUAAUGUAGAUGGCAUAUCUACGUGUGACCCGGAGCAGUACGGCAAGAGGUUCAUAGAGUUUGUAGCCAAGGCCAUUGAAGGCAACUAGACUGUGCAUUGCUUCUUUUAGUGAGAACUAUUCAAAUUAACACUAAAAUAUCGUAUACGUCAAUAUGUUGACAUUAUUUCAAAUAUUGAGAGCAAUUAUAUAAGAAAGACAGUUUGCUGACAAUCUCCUGUACAUUUAAUAGGAAUUGUUUGAUAUCAGUCGAAAAUAUAUGCAAUUUAAUGUUUUCAAAUUGAAAAUAUAACCAAAAGUCAAAUCAUUGAAUUUAAGUAAAUUUCCAUGUUAUAUUUCUGUUUAAAAUUAUCAAACCUUAUUUAUUUACUGAACAUUAGUAUUAUUUUACGUUUAAUUUAUAAAAGGUCGGUGGAAAAUGGAUUUAACAGGGUUGUAGGACCGAUUGAGGAAAGUUAAUUUAAACAUAUUCACUAAAAGAAGCAUUGCAUAUGUGAAAGAUAAUCCCCACGACUUUAUCUGACUAAAAGAAUGAGGUUCACUCAGAAACGUUUCACGGUUACUGACAGAGACCCUUAGUAUUUACCACUAAAGGCCUUUUUAGUUAUAUCACUAAAGGCCUUUUUAGUUAUACCACUAAAGGCCUUUUUAGUUAUACCACUAAAGGCCUUUUUAGUUAUACCACUAAAGGCCUUUUUAGUUAUA